Molecule: messenger RNA, 2457 nt
Organism: Ustilago hordei
Lineage: Eukaryota; Fungi; Basidiomycota; Ustilaginomycetes; Ustilaginales; Ustilaginaceae
Exons: 3
Coding region: 1-2457 (818 amino acids)
Source: RefSeq, a predicted model, not a curated record
AUGGAACAAGGAGCAGCACCCUCCUCCUUCCGCACUCGGCAGAAGGAGCAGACCGACUGGACUUGCGCUGUCUCUACACCCGCAACUUGCUCUGCUACAGGUACACCAUCACGACAGUCCUUGCCUCGCCCUUUGAGCUUGCUUCAGAACGACACCUCCUCUUCCUCCUCCUCAUCCGCUCGCACAGACGAUGGCCGACGAGCUUCUUUCACCGCUCCCAAACCGCUAAGUCUCGGGUCGCAAUCGGUAACCACGCCAACGACAGCUUCCGCAAGCACAAGCGCAUUCGAUACUCCGAGAAGAGGCAAACGCACCAGUCUCUCUUACAUCUCUUCCCCCUCCACAUCCUCAGCCAGUGGUCGAACACGCACAGGAUCCAUCUCCCGAACUGCAAGAGGCUCACGCAGAAGACCUUCCCAAGCGAGCGAUACAGCAGCAGACGAUUGGUUGAUGAGCGAAGAUGACACUUCUUUUUCGCUACCUGCUGCGGCAAGAGCUAUGGCUGAGAGAGAUUCGGCAAAAGUCGAGGCUCAGUUUCAUGAUACUGGCUACAGGGAAGGCAUAACAGCAGGAAAGCUUUCAACGCUGCAACAAGGUUUCAAUACGGGCUUUAACGAGGUAGGUGCUCUUCUUGGUCGUCAGCUUGGUCAGUUGCGUGGUCAAGUGGCUGCUCUUCUAUUUCUUACCUCCACCCUCAUCCCGGACUCUACCUCUACCUCUACCUCUACCUUUGCUGGCAACACUUGUCGGGCUCGACGUGUUGCGAUGUCGCCUUCUGCUGGAUUCGUAUUGCCGCUGUUGAAGCAUCCACAAUUAGAACAAGCUAGACGGGAGUUGGAAGAGUUGGCAAAGGAGUUGGAUGGGGUGACGCUGGAAAAGAUCGCCGAACCAGAUUAUGAAGCGCUGGAGCAUGAGAGGGAGCAUGCCGCAGAAGACGGCGGGGGUGGGGGAGGGGAGGCAGUCAAAAGGCAGACAGAGGAAGAGAGGAGAGAGAGGGUGGCGGUGUUGCAGCGCUUAGAGGAACGGGUGCACCAAGUGAGGCCGAUAAAUGGCAAGUCCAAAGACAAGCGAACCUCAGGCUCAGCCUCGCUCGAUUCCACCGCCACCACCGACCCUACCAAUUCCCUCUCCGCAGCAACGCUCUCCGCAGCAACGCUCUCCUCAGCAACGCUCUCCUCAGCAACGCUCUCCUCAGCAACGCUCCUCGGUCUCAUAGCCGAAAAAGAACGUCGUCUGUUCGAACUGCGGGAAGAACUUUCCACCACCGAAACUCAACUCCACCGCCUCCGCAGCACAUGGCAGCGUUCAGCAACUCGCGAACUCGGACUUGCCCAAUCAACUUGCAUCCUCGCCGCUUCGAAUGGAUCGCAUAAGAGGGAUGGAAGCGAUUCAGUAGCUGAUGCAUGGGGAACUCUCAAAUCGGGCCUCAACAAUUUUUUGGACUCGAUCGCAAAUGCACCUCCUGCAUCAGCACCAGCGCCGAUAGAGAAAGAUUGCAAUUUACUCGGUCCAACAGGGUUGGGGGUACUGGAAGAGGAAGCGAGUGAUUUAGGUAGUGCAGCUCUCUCUCCACGGUCGCCUAGAUCUCCUUCGGGGGUGGGGGUGGAGGUGGAUGAGGGAAACAAGUUGCUUGGCUUUAGUGUCGAUAGUAAUGGUUUAGCUCAUUUGGGUGGGCAGGGGGAGGAGAGAGUGCCGCAGAGGCCGCCAAAGACAGAACAGAUCCCAAGCUCGGGUAAAUGGAGUUCUCGUCGAACCUCUGUGCUUGGUUCGUUGAGUAAUCUUCAAUCGAAACUCACAGAUACUACCACAACAAAGGAAAGCAACGAUGGAGGCGGAAGUGGGGGAGGGGGUUGGUUAGCGAGACGGUUCAGAGAAGCACAACAAAAUGCAUCCGAUCUACUCAAAGAAGCGGAACGGAAACUUGGCGAUGCUAUGAACCUCGAUGAUCUCUUAGGCGUUACCCCUAGCCCAGCUGCCUCUACGAAUUUGCAGGCUAGAUCUACAUCUCCACAUAUAACACUGGAAGAAGCAUCGUUUGAUAGCAACCCCACUCCUUCGCCUUGGUAUGCUGCUGCGGGAGGCCUACCUCGUCGAACUGCCGAUCGUUCACCAAGCCUAAAUGCAGCAGACGGGCAGGGUAGGUUGAGCAUCUCCACAACCUCCAGUCGUGGGUCCGGGAGAAGGAGCUUAGACGUUGGCGGAAGGAAAGGCGCAAAUUCUCCGAAUCUAUCGCACUCUCCUCCGGUGGGGGGCGCACCUGGAUCAGCAGGUGUAUUCGGAUUGUUUAUGGGCAAAAACAGUUGCUCCUCAGAUCUGCCUGGGAAACCAAGUAGUGGUGAUUGGCCUGAUUGGUAUUGGCCCGCAAACGACGACGAUCAAGACGAAUCUAAAAGCAACAAGAACCGAGAAUCGCUCGUGUCAAUUACACUAGAAGACACGGCGAAAGCAGAGGAAUAA